Messenger RNA from Lachancea mirantina, 1149 nucleotides. The record is from the annotation of a GenBank genome assembly. NCBI's taxonomy places the organism in Eukaryota, Fungi, Ascomycota, Saccharomycetes, Saccharomycetales, Saccharomycetaceae.
AUGGAUGGAGACCCUGCGAGAACCCCUAAAGAGGAUCUGAAAAGAGCGUCACCGCACAAGAACUUUGAUAAAAAGACUGGGUCAACAAGGAGGCCAAAUCAAGAAGAUACGACGGUUUUAAGUGGCAAACCGGGCAAAAAACAUGGAUCUGGUAAAAAAUCCGUAAAAACAACGGUAGCACGUCACAAAUUGAUUAUAAGACUUUUACCACCGAAUUUGACGCAACAGGAGUUUCUAGAAUGUAUUUCUAGUGUGGUGGAGGACGGGUUUUUGUCCAGAAAUGUCGAAGAUCAAUACUACAUGCAAGGCCAUUACUCGAAGAAACCGUUUAAACAACCCGUUUAUUCAAGAGCAUAUUUCACGUUUUACGGGAACGAGCAAUUAGAAGGUUUCGCGAGAAAAGUGGCCAAUGUCAAGUUCGUGGACGAUACGGACAAUGCAAUGGUACCGACGUUCACCGUCAGUGCAUUCGUUAAAAAAAUGAGAACAGAAGAGACCAAAGCAAUACAGAAGGCCAACGCCAAGCUCGAGGGUACUAUCAGGCAGGAUAAGGUGUUCCAACAGUUUUUGAAUUCUGUGAAAUUCAUUGAGACAAACGCCAACGAGUUUCAAUACUCAGAUUUGAGUAUAAUCAGUCCAAUUGCGAAAGUCGUUGAGCGUAGGAGGAAAGAACAGCAGAGGAUCCGGGAACAAGGUGAAAAAGCGAUUACAGAGCUUGCAGGAGAUAUGCAGAAGGAUAGGAAAGUGAAGAAAAAGAAGAACAAAGCGACGAAUGAGAAAAAGGAGAAGGGGAAGAAAAAAGACUCGAAGGAUCCAGAACCCACGGCACCUCGGAGGAGAUCCAAGAAACAGAAAAAGGGUUCUGGCGCUGAACCGCAGGACAAAAAUAACAUGGUGAUCAUCGAAGCGGCCGGGAUGCGAGAAUUGCAGAGGCGUGAACGGCUCAAGAAGAAAGCUCAGAAGAAAAUUGCGCUGCAAGCGGGUGACCCCUCGCAGAAGGCUGUCGAGUCCGUGACAACCCCGAAGAAACAACGUUCAAAAGAGUCGAAAAAGGCUAAAGCGGCAAAAUCCAAGAAACGAGAUGAGCAAUCUGGCAAGCCCCAAAUUCUACAAAAGGACAACGAUCAAGGUGAUUCAAAUGUCGGUUAA